GUAAAUGCAUCCUUGGUCCAAGGAUAUUUCAAUUUUCCCCAUAGCUACGAUAGAGCCGAUAGAAGCGAAGCCUGAUUUUAAAGGAUGUGCAAAGAUUGAGGAAUGUGGAAUUCCGUGACGUCAGCAAAAGGGGAAUUCCCUCAAUGAACGAGGAAGCAAAAUUUAAUUCUCAGUACGACUCGGAAACGUCGAGGUGAAUGUCUGCGAUAAGUGCUUUGGGAUAAGUCAUACAAAAGAAGCAAUGGAUUUCAAAAUACAUGGAUCAAGUGAAUGAACCUACAAAUGACCAAUUGAUAAACAUCUGCCUAAGGGAAAGUCCGACGUCAAUAUGACGAAGUAUGGGUCUCUUGAUUCUGGAAUGGGCUCCAUGCCGUCCCAUGGCUCAAUCGUUAAUGAUACUGGACUUGAAUCAGGAAUUGGCAUUCCGGUUCCUGAUAUCAACGAGGGGAAAGAAUACCACGUGUAUUUUGCGUAUGGCGUUUCGGAUGAUUUGGGAUAUAGUUGUAUCAAUGAAAUAUUCGAGUGCUUGGAGAAGCAAGGAUUCCGUUGUUGCAAUGCCGACACGUUUGAACCAGGGGCAACGGUUAUUUCUAAUAUAACCACUUCAAUAGCAAAAAGUGAACAAACGAUUGUGUUUGUCCCCCGUUGUCCAACUGAUGAUUCACUCCUAUAUUUAUUCGAGAGGGAUCUUGUCAUUUGGACAUGGAGUGGCUCAGAGGGGAGACACAAUGUGACUGUUGUUAAGAUGGAAAAAUGUGAUAUACCCGAGAGUUUACAGAUUUUUCCUGCCAUUGAGCUGAAUCAAAAGGGAGCAUUUCAGUUACUUCGGAAUACUUUACUUGAGAGGAAAUGGACCCACGUGCCUCCUGGUGCUUAUAUGUUGAAAUAUGGCGACAGCAAGACGAUCUGCAGCAACCCACCUUGCAAACACAUUUGUAAAUUCAACGACAUCGGCAAACACAAUGAUGAAUGCCCAUUUCGCAUUAUUUCAUGCCCCAAUGCAAACUGUAACCGAGAAAUGUUUGAGUUUAAACUUAAACCACACGAAUUACGGUGCGAAUGGAAAAUAGUUCCAUGUUGCUAUUCCAAAUACGGUUGUACGGAGACAAUGCCAAGGAUUCAUCUUCUUAAGCAUAAGACAGACUGCAUAUAUAGGAUAGUGAGGUGCCAAAAUUUUAGAUGCUGGGAUAAAAUGUUCUUCCACGAACUUAGAGCUCAUAUUGACAAUGCAUGCAACUACACAAAAAUGGCGUGCCGAAACGGAAACUGUGAGGAGGCCCUGUACAGGAAAGAUCUCCAGUCACAUAUGGAUUUCACUUGUAAAUAUCGGACAAUUGAGUGUAUAUACCCUGAAUGCAAGUACCUAGUUGUAGUGGAUCAAAUAUUCCAGCAUCGUCAAAAAUGCCUGUUUAGAAGAUGUAGGUGCCCCUGUGGAUAUAAAUGCUUAUAUAUAGACCUUGGUAAACAUCAAUAUGAAAACGAUUGCAAGAACUGGGAAAACAAUUUAACAAGUUUAUAUAAUUCUGCUGAAGAAAAUCCACAGUGUGGCCAAAAUGAAGGUUCAAAACUAGGAGAGAGACCCAAACACGAGUUCAGAUCAGUGCCCGGAUAUUUCGAGGUUGAUUCAACAUCCAAGUACAUAUCAAAAUCACACAGUGAAUCCAGAUUAUGGAGUACACAUGAUUCAACAAUCGAAUUAGAGAAGUGUUUCAAUGUAAGUCCUAAAUCUAGAUGCGCGACAACUAAAUCUGAAGAGAAACCUAGUACAACACCGUCAUCUGAAUUUGAACCGAAUAUAGCACCACGACCCGAAAAGGAAUUGAACAUAUCACCUAAACCUGAGGAUGGACCAACUACAGCAUCUGAGUCUAAGCAGAAACUUGAUAUCCAAUAUUAUGAAUUCGAAUCCAAUAGAGCAUCAAGUGUUGACCGAGGUUACAAAUCUGACGAAGAUACCGUUAUAAAUCCCGCCCCUGUAUAUGUUACGUCUACUACCAAGCCAUCCAUAAAAUACUCAAAGAGGCGUCUUCCAAAUCGCUCAAUAUCAAUUGGCCACGCGGAUGAAGAUGAUCACCCUUUGUGUCACGACGUUUGCUCGAAGAGGUUUGACAACGAGACUGAUUUGAACAAUAAGAGACAUUCUGACAAUGUUGAGUUUAGAUCAAGAGACACAUUGAGUGAUAAAGGAUUGGCAGUUUUAUUUCUUUAA
Owenia fusiformis is the source of this 2209-nucleotide messenger RNA. The record is from the annotation of a GenBank genome assembly. Lineage: Eukaryota; Metazoa; Annelida; Polychaeta; Sabellida; Oweniidae.